UCCUCAAGUUUCUCACUAAUUCUCUUCUUUUUGUUUCUGGCUCCUUUUACUCCUCUCUUUUGUUUUUUUCUCCAACAAAAUUUAUUUUUUAGUAUUAUCCAUUACAUACCUCAAUUCUUAGUUUCAUGGAUGUGGCUUUCUCGUGUUGAAGAUUAUUCCUCUGUUUGCUUACCGAGAAAAUGAGUGAAAUUUUGAAACUGUACAAUGCAAACAAGUCCACUGUAGAUUUUACUUUUGUAGAGUGGGAAGCUGAACUAGUUAUGAGUAUACUUUCCAAAAUAUUUUCCUUCGAAACAAAUAGAACUGAUUGGAACUGUGAUCUAUUGGAGGACAAUUGAAGCAUCAAUAAACAGAACUUUUGCAAUCUCCUUUUGAAUUGUGGAGAGAAAUAGAUCAGGAGACAUUUAAUGUGUUGCUCGAAGUCCUGGGUGUUCUGCCCUAAAUUAUACACUUCACAUUUAAUUAACUGUGCUUUUUAAAGAAUGUUUGUUUGAUGAUGGAAAAAUGGAUUAAAAUCUAUAUUAAUUCAUUUUUUUAAUUGUAAGUUGAACAAGUAAGAUACGAUAAAAAGUUGUGGAUUCAUCCAAUACCUUGCAAACUGUUAUCAGUAAACUUUUGGAAUAUGUACAAAUGUUUCACUAGCACCUGCACACCACCACUACUACUUCAGCAGUUCAGCUUUCUAACAAAUGUGUUUCUUUUAUAUAGGUCAACGUUCAGAACCACAAAAGAUCUUAAAAAUCAUGGUUCGAGAAAAAGAUGUUUGUUGGGAAUAUGCUGAGAAAUUGGAUGGAAACAAGGUGAAAUGCAAAUUUUGCCUCAGGGUUUUGAAUGGUGGCAUUAGUAGGUUGAAGCAUCAUCUAUCCAGGCUUCCAAGUAAAGGUGUAAAUCCAUGCAGCAAGGUGAGAGAUGAUGUCACUGACAGGGUAAGGGCCAUAAUAUCAUCAAAGGAGGACAUCAAGGAACCAUCUAGUGCUAAAAAACAGAGGCCUGCAGAAGCCAAAUCUCCUGGAAAUAUAUCUACAAGUAAAGCUCUCAUGGGUGUGGAGGCAGUAUCUCCAGUUGCUAAAGUUUAUCCUAUUGUUACAUCAAUAGCCCCUUCCUCCUUAAGUAACCAAGAAAAUGCUGAAAGAAGCAUUGCACUUUUCUUUUUUGAGAAUAAGUUGGACUUUAGUGUUGCACGUUCACCAUCCUAUCAGUUAAUGAUUGAUGCAAUAGGAAAAUGCGGUUCUGGAUUUACAGGCCCUUCAGUAGAAACGUUGAAGACUAUGUGGUUGGAAAGGAUCAAGUCUGAAGUGAGCUUGCAAUUGAAAGAUAUUGAGAAAGAGUGGGCUACCACUGGUUGUACUGUCAUUGCUGACACAUGGACUGACAACAAAUCUAGAGCUUUGAUUAACUUUUUUGUUUCCUCACCAUCCAGGACCUUCUUCCACAAGUCUGUAGAUGCAUCAUCAUACUUUAAGAAUACCAAGUGCCUUGCUGAUCUAUUUGAUUCUGUUAUUCAAGACUUUGGUGCUGAAAAUGUUGUGCAGGUAAUUAUGGAUAGUAGUUUCAACUAUACUGGUAUUGCCAACCAUAUACUACAGAACUACGGAACGAUCUUUGUGUCUCCCUGUGCUUCUCAAUGUCUGAAUUUAAUUUUGGAGGAGUUCUCAAAAGUUGAUUGGGUAAACAGAUGUAUCUUGCAAGCACAAACAUUAUCAAAGUUUAUAUACAAUAAUGCCUCAAUGCUUGAUUUGAUGAAGAAAUUUACUGGAGGGCAGGAUUUAAUCAAAACUGGUAUCACAAAGUCUGUAUCCAAUUUUCUAUCACUACAAUCAAUGUUGAAGCAAAGAUCAAGGUUGAAGCUAAUGUUCAGCAGCAAUGAGUAUUCUACAAACUCAUCAUAUGCAAGUAAACCACAAAACAUAACUUGUAUUACCAUUGUGGAGGAUGGAGAUUUCUGGAGAGCAGUGGAAGAAAGUGUGGCCAUCUCUGAGCCCUUUCUCAAAGUGUUGAGGGAAGUAUCUGGCGGUAAGCCUGCUGUGGGGUCUAUAUAUGAGUUGAUGACCAGGGCCAAAGAAUCAAUAAGGACUUAUUACAUAAUGGAUGAGAGCAAAUGCAAAACUUUUUUAGAUAUAGUGGACAGAAAGUGGCGAGAUCAGCUCCAUUCUCCUCUUCAUUCAGCUGCCGCUUUUUUGAACCCAAGUGUCCAGUAUAAUCCAGAGAUAAAGUUUCUCGUUUCUAUUAAAGAAGACUUUUUCAAGGUUAUUGAGAAGCUGCUUCCUACUCCUGAAAUGAGACGUGACAUCACCAAUCAGAUUUUUAUUUUUACGAGGGCAAGUGGAAUGUUCGGUUGCAAUUUAGCAAUGGAGGCACGAGACACAGUUGCACCUGGGCUGUGGUGGGAGCAAUUUGGUGACUCUGCACCAGUAUUGCAACGAGUUGCCAUCAGAAUCCUGAGCCAGGUUUGCAGCACUUUUACUUUCGAGAGACAUUGGAACACAUUUCAGCAAAUUCACUCUGAAAAGCGAAAUAAGAUCGAUAAAGAAUCAUUGAAUGACCUUGUUUAUAUAAACUAUAAUCUUAAGUUGACCAGACAAAUGAGAACUAAAUCGUUAGAAAGUGAUCCUAUCCAAUUUGAUGACAUUGAUAUGACCUCAGAAUGGGUAGAGGAGAGUGAUAAUCCAAGCCCAACUCAGUGGCUUGAUCGAUUUGGUUCUGCAUUAGAUGGGAGUGACUUGAAUACACGGCAAUUCAAUGCGGCCAUAUUUGGUGCUAAUGACCAUAUAUUUGGUUUAUGAUAUUGUAACUCUUUGUACACUUACUCACCUGGAAAAUUAGCUCUUGUUAUUUUAGUGGACUA
Messenger RNA from Manihot esculenta (cassava), 2845 nucleotides. RefSeq lists its product as uncharacterized. The transcript is spliced from 3 exons. NCBI's taxonomy places the organism in Eukaryota, Viridiplantae, Streptophyta, Magnoliopsida, Malpighiales, Euphorbiaceae. The record is from RefSeq and is a predicted model, not a curated record. Gene Ontology annotation, molecular function: DNA binding; protein dimerization activity. Bases 690 to 2783 code for a protein of 697 amino acids.